UGGUUGUACAACCCGAGCGCCUUCUUUCAAGAAUUCCGUACGGCUUCUUCGGUUAGUUUGCGUCGCAACUUUGAUGGUACCAUCCGUGUCUGUCGUGUUGGGUACCAGUUGCAGUACCGUUAGUUCUAGCAGUGAAAAGUCUGACGGAAAAACUGUGGAUUUUCACAACGAUUACAUUUAUGUGUUCAAUUUGUGACUCGCUAAAGAAAAACUAGAUCGAUGUUGAUAAGGAAAGAGGCGGCCCUACUGGUCGCCCUAUUGGCCAUUAUACGAAUAAAUCCAACCAAUGGAUCAACGAAUCUUUUCACAUGUCCCAAUGGUUGGGAGCUGCGAGGACUCUACUGUUACAAAUUCUUCAACAUCAGACAUUCAUGGGAAAAAGCAGCCGAACUGUGUCGACGAUAUGGGAGUGAUCUGAUGGCAGUAGAAUCCUACUCAGAAAACAACCUGACGGCCAGCAUUGCAAACUACUCGGGAUCAGUAGAGCGACGAGGUCUGGAUCAUUACUGGUUGGGACUCGCCUCCCUGGACGACCUCCGAACCAACACUCUGGAAUCGGCAGCUGGUGCUCUGGUUUCCCAGUAUUCCGGCUUUUGGUCUCUGGACCAGCCCAACCCGGCUUCAGGAGAAUGCGUGGACGUGAUCAUAACCGAGGAGAAUCAGUCAUGGGAGCUGACCACUUGCGAAAGCCUUCUUCCCUUCAUGUGCCGUUCCAGGGCGUGUCCCACUGGGUCUUUCCAUUGCUCGAAUGGAAAUUGCAUCAACGAGAAAUUCAAGUGCGACAAACAAGAUGAUUGCGGCGACAACAGCGACGAACUGGAUUGCGCCCAAAACUGCAACUUCUACCUAGCUAGUAGUGGAGAUGUGGUGGAGUCCCCCUACUACCCGCACAAAUACGCCCCCUUGACCAAUUGCAAGUGGACCUUGGAAGGCCCCCAGGGCCACAACAUCCUGCUCCAGUUCCAGGAGUUUGAAACCGAGAAGAUUUUCGACACUGUCCAGAUCCUGGUGGGCGGACGCACUGAGGACACCUCAGUGAACCUGGCUACAUUGUCUGGGAAGCAGGACUUGGGCAACCGCUCCUUUGUCUCAGCCUCCAACUUCAUGAUCGUGAAGUUCAGCACUGAUGCCUCAGUGGAGAAGAAGGGAUUUAGGGCGUCCUGGAAAACCGAGCCCCAAAUCUGCGGCGGAACCUUAAGGGCGACGCCCCAGGGCCAGAUUCUUAAAUCCCCUGGAUACCCCGACCAAUACCCUGGCGGAUUGGAGUGUCUCUACAUUAUCCGCUCGCAAAACGGGCGCAUCAUCACACUGGAAAUCGACGAUCUGGACCUGGACGAAGCCAGAGACUACCUGCUAGUCCGGGACGGCGACUCACCUAAAAGUAAGCCGAUCGCUCGGCUUACCGGCAAUCUGGAAACCAACCAGCGCAUCGUCAUGUCCACACACUCCCAGCUUUACGUUUACUUCAAGACCAGUCUGGGCGACUCCAGGCGAGGGUUCAGGAUCAGAUACACUCAGGGCUGCAAGGCGACCAUUGUGGCCAGAAACGCCACGUUAACAUCGCCGGCUUUCGGCCUGGAAAAGUACCCCAGCAACCAGGACUGUCUCUAUAAGAUCAGAAAUCCGGUUGGGGGGCCGCUCUCUUUAAAUUUCCAGGAGUUUGAUGUGGACAAGUCCGAUUUUGUGCAGGUGUACGAUGGGCCCACGACUAGUGGACUUAGGUUGCAUCCAGGAAAUGGCUUUACUGAAACAGCCAAGCCAAAGAUCACGCUGACGGCUUCCAGUGGGGAGAUGUUGGUGCGCUUCAGCACCGAUGCCUUGCAUAACAAGGCCGGAUGGCAGGCCAGCUUCUCAGCAGAUUGCCCCCAAUUGCAAGCGGGAGCAGGCGCCUUGGCCUCCAGCAGGGACACAGCCUUCGGCACCAUUAUCACCUUCAGCUGUCCGGCUGGGCAGGAAUUCGCCACUGGCACCAACCGCCUUACCACCCAUUGUUUAUCCGGAGGCAACUGGUCCAUUAGCUACAUCCCCAAGUGCCAGGAAGUGUAUUGCGGCCCAGUGCCUCAGAUCGACAACGGGUUCUCCAUCGGGUCCUCCAAUGUCACCUACAAGGGGCAGGCAAUGUACCAGUGCUAUGCAGGUUUUGCCUUUCCCUCCGCGCAGCCCAUUGAGCGAAUUACUUGUCUAUCUGAUGGCAAAUGGGAGAAGAAGCCCAACUGUUUAGCCUCCCAAUGCGCAACCCUGCCCGAAGUUCCCCAUGCCAAUGUGACCAUUCUGAACGGCCUGGGCAGGUCGUAUGGAACAAUCAUUCGGUACGAAUGCGAGCCUGGAUACAUCCGAAGCGGACCGCCGGUCAUUUUGUGCAUGAGCAACGGCACCUGGAGUGGGGAUGUUCCAGUUUGUUCCCGGGCAAGAUGUCCGAGUCUUCCGGAAAUCGGCAACGGACUCAUCACGGACCGCGCACGCACUUACUACUACACAGACGAGGCUCGCGUGCAAUGCUUCAAAGGCUUCAAGCUGAUUGGUAACAGUAUUUUAAAGUGCGGCGAUAAUCAGCAGUUUAACAAUGCGCCCAAGUGCGAGGACAUUAAUGAGUGCAUCAGCAGCCAAUGCGACGUGGCAUCCACUGAGUGCGUGAACACCGCAGGGUCUUUCCAGUGCAAGUGCCGAAAAGGGUUUGCGCCUACAAAUGAGUGUCGGCCGGUGGCCGAUUUGGGGCUGAUCAAUGGAGGCAUUCCAGACGAGUCGAUCACGGUGUCGGGGAAUGAGGCUGGAUAUGAUAAAACGAUGGUGCGCUUAAACAACGGCGCUGGAUGGUGUGGAAACGCCAUUGAUGGUGGUUCCAACUGGGUGCAACUGGACCUGAGAGCCCCCACCAUCAUCCGCGGGUUCCGAACCAUGGCAGUCACUCGCCUGAAUGGCGAUGUUGCGUUCACUUCAGCCGUUCGCAUCCAAUACACAGACGAUUUGACCGACGUCUUCAAAGACUACCGAAACCCCGACGGUUUGGCCGUAGAAUUCACCAUCGAGAAACCGACUCUCAGCAUCCUCAACUUGCCAGUACCGAUCGAGGCCCAAUUCAUCCGGUUCAAGAUCCAGGACUAUGUAGGCGCUCCCUGUCUGAAGCUGGAAGUGAUGGGUUGCACCCGGAUGGACUGCCAGGACAUUAACGAGUGUGCAGUGAACAACGGCGGCUGCCAGCAAAAGUGCAUCAACAGCGCCGGCGAUUUCUCCUGUGCCUGCAACGUCGGCUUUGAGCUGUACCAGGAGAAUGGAACGGCCUCCUACUUCAUCGAAGCUUCAGAAAAUGGGAAAAGAGACGGCGAUGUCUACCAAGUGAACAAAUCUUGCGUCCCUGUCAUGUGCCCCUCGUUGAACGCUCCCGAAAAUGGCGCAAUUCUCUCCACCAAAGAAAAGUACCACUUCGGCGACCUGGUGAGGUUCCAGUGCGACUUUGGCUACGUGAUGUCGGGCAGCAGCGCGCUCCUUUGCACCUCGAACGGCGCCUGGAAUGGCACUGUUCCGGACUGCAAAUACGCUCAGUGCGUGUCUUUGCCCGACGAGAAAAACGAAGGUCUGAGAGUGAUCAGAAACGACGAGAACAGCGUCCUGGUCCCGUUCAGGGAGAACGUCACGUUGCAUUGCGGCAGCACAGGCAGGCAACUGAGGCGAACCUCCAGCUCGGGCUUCAGGCAGUGCGUCUAUGACCCCAAACCUGGUCUACCCGACUACUGGUUGAGUGGGGCUGCGCCCUCCUGUCCCAGAACCGACUGCGGGGUCCCUCCUCCCACUCCCGGAGCCGAGUAUGGACAGUACAUGGACACACGCUACCAGUCCUCAUUCUUCUUCGGCUGUCAGAACACUUUCAAACUGGCCGGGCAGAGCAGCAAGCAUGACAACAUGGUCAGAUGCCAAGCGAAUGGCGUGUGGGACUUCGGAGAUUUGCGGUGCGAGGGCCCAGUGUGUGAAGACCCUGGAAGGCCAAGCGACGGGAUCCAGGUGUCGCGCAGCUACGAGCAGGGCUCAGAAGUGGGCUUUUCCUGCAACCGGGCCGGUUACAUUCUGAUCAACCCGCGACCAAUCACAUGCGUGCGGGACCCCGAAUGCAAAGUGGUCAAGCCCCUGGGUUUGGCCUCCGGUAGGAUCCCAGACUCGGCCAUCAACGCCACUAGCGAGCGGCCCAACUACGAAGCAAAGAACGUGCGGUUGAGCUCGGUAACUGGAUGGUGCGGCAAACAGGAAGCCUUUACCUACGUCAGCGUGGACUUGGGCAAAGUCUACAGAGUGAAGGCCAUCUUGGUGAAGGGGGUGGUCACCAAUGACAUCGUGGGUCGGCCUACGGAAAUCCGGUUCUUCUACAAGCAGGCCGACAGCGAGAACUACGUGGUUUAUUUCCCCAACUUCAACCUGACCAUGAGGGAUCCGGGCAACUAUGGGGAGCUGGCCAUGAUCUCCCUGCCCAAGUAUGUGCAAGCGCGUUUUGUUAUCUUGGGCAUCGUCAGUUACAUGGACAACGCCUGCUUGAAGUUUGAGCUGAUGGGCUGCGAUGAGCCUGAGAAGGAGCCUUUGCUAGGCUACGACUAUGGGUAUUCCCCCUGUGUGGACAAUGAAACGCCAGUGUUCCAAAACUGCCCCCAGCAGCCUAUAGUGGUGCAAAAGGACGAAAACGGCGGCAUUCUCCCGGUGAAUUUCACAGAACCCACGGCGGUGGAUAACUCUGGCAGCAUUGCGCGUUUGGAGGUGAAACCGGCCAACUUCAAGACCCCAAUGUAUGUCUUCGAGGACAUGGUGGUCAAGUACGUGGCCUUCGACUAUGACGGCAACGUGGCCAUCUGCGAGAUCAACAUCACUGUGCCAGACAACACGCCUCCGCAGCUGAGCUGUCCGCCCAGCUACGUGAUCGAACUGGUCGACCGACAGGACAGCUACCCGGUCAACUUCAAUGAGACCCGCUCGCGCAUCAAUGCAACCGACGCCUCUGGCGACGUUCUUCUAACAUUCAUCCCUGAACGGGCCACCAUUGCCAUUGGGGGCUUUGAAAACGUGACAGUUAUAGCAGCGGAUAAGUACGGCAACAAGGCCUCCUGCUACUACCAGGUCGCAGUGCAAGCCACCCCUUGUGUGGACUGGGAACUGAAGCCUCCAGGAAAUGGAGCCCUAAACUGCCUGCCAGGAGACAGGGGGCUGCAAUGCAUCGCCACCUGCAACCCCGGGUACCGGUUUACGGACGGGGAACCCGUUAAGACGUUCUCCUGUGACAAAAACACCCCGUGGAAACCGGCAGGAGUCGUGCCUGACUGUGUAUCCGAAAAUACUCAGCAGGCCGAUUACCAUUUCAACGCCAUGAUGAACUAUCGAGCCAAUGGCGCCGUGAGUUCCUCCUGCUUGAAGCAAUAUACGGAUCUUCUGGCCCGCUUCUACGACAACCUGAACAACGUGCUGUCUGAGCGCUGCUCUGCGGUGAAUGUGAAAAUGAAUGUUUCCAUCAUCAACGCAGUGGCCAGUUUGGUGGAGGAAAAUGUCGUGAAGGUGGACUACAUCAUCGACAUUGUCCCUCUGGUCCGGCAGCCGCAACUCUACGAUCUGUGUGGAAGCACCCUCAACCUCAUGUUCGAUCUGUCGGUACCUUCGGCUAAUAAAGUUGUGGAGACUCUGCUCAAUGUGCCAUCCAUCGGCAACCAAUGCCCGCCUCUUAAGGCGCUUCGUUCCGAGAAUACCAGAGGGUUCACUUGCAAUGUUGGAGAGGUGCUCAAUAUGGACACCAAUGACGUUCCCAGAUGCCUACACUGUCCAGCUGGAACUUUCGCGGGUUUGAGCCAAAAGCAGUGCACUUACUGCCCAAGAGGGUUCUUCCAGAACAGGGACCGGCAAGGUUCCUGCUCCAAAUGCCCCCAGGGAACCUACACCAGGGAGGAGGGAACCAAGAGCGUCCACGACUGCGUCCCAGUAUGCGGCUACGGCACCUACUCGCCAACUGGCAUGGUGCCAUGUUUGGAAUGUCCGCGCAACAGCUAUUCAGUAGAGCCGCCUACCGGCGGCUUCAAAGACUGCCACGCCUGCCCAGCCAACACUUUCACCUAUCAACCGUCUGCAGCCAGCAAAGAGCUGUGCAAACCGAAGUGUAACCCUGGCCAGUACUCGCCCACAGGUCUGGCGAGCUGUUCUUUGUGUCCGAAAAACUUCUACCAGAGUCUCCCUGGACAGACCUCUUGCAAUGAGUGUCCCUCCAACAUGAACACUGAGGGUCCGGGAGCGGUUGGACGGGAGGAGUGCCAUCCGGUGCAGUGUACUGAAAACGCCUGCCAGCACGGAGGACUUUGUGUCCCGAUGGGACAUGGCGUCCAAUGCUUCUGUCCUGCUGGCUUUUCGGGACGCAGAUGCGAGAUUGAUAUUGACGAGUGUGCGUCGCAGCCCUGCUACAACAGCGGCACCUGCAUCGACUUACCCCAAGGAUAUCGCUGUCAAUGCCCUCCAGGAUAUUCCGGAAUAAACUGCCAGGAAGAGCGCUCGGACUGUUCGAACGACACAUGCCCGGCCAGGGCGAUGUGCAAAGACGAGCCUGGAUACAAGAACUUUACCUGCUUGUGCAGGUCGGGAUACACUGGAGUGGACUGUGACAUCACGAUCGACCCAUGUUCGGCCAAUGGCAACCCGUGCAGCAACGGAGCCACCUGCGUGGCCUUAGAACAGGGCCGAUUCAUGUGCGAGUGCUUGCCCGGAUGGGAGGGACAAACCUGCGAAGUGAACGUGGACGAUUGCUCAGAAAAUCCCUGUUUGCUGGGUUCGAACUGCACGGAUCUGGUGAACGAUUUCAGCUGCUCCUGCCCGGCCGGAUUCACCGGCAAACGAUGCCAGGAGAAGAUCGACCUGUGCAACUCCACUCCAUGCAAGAAUGGCGUAUGCGUCGAUAAGCUCUUCUACCAUGAGUGCGUCUGCCAGCCUGGAUGGACUGGGGAAAGCUGCGAUGUGAACAUCAACGAUUGCCAGGCCAAUCCUUGCGAGAAUGGCGGGCAUUGCACUGAUGUUGUAGAUGAUUUUGUCUGCAAUUGCGAGCCAGGAUUCACUGGUAAACGGUGCCAACACACCAUCGACUUCUGCUCGUCCAAGCCUUGCCAGAACGGCGCCACCUGCAGCGAUCUAGUGGACAGCUUCAGCUGCAAGUGCCGGCCCGGUUACGUGGGGCUGCAAUGCGAAGCUGAGAUCGACGAGUGUCUGAGCGACCCGUGCAACCCGAUCGGAACGGAAAAAUGCGCCGACCUGGACAACCGGUUCUACUGCAUGUGCCGCGAAGGCUACACCGGAAGGAUGUGCGAAGAGAACAUCGACGACUGUCAAAGUGAUCCGUGCCUGAACGGCGGCAGCUGCCGGGACGAAGUGGGCGGCUACAGAUGCAUUUGCCAGCCUGGAUGGACGGGCGAGAAUUGCCAGAACGACAUCGGCAGCUGCCAGACCACGCCCUGCCAGAACGACGCCAAGUGCAUCAAUCUGUUCCAAGACUACUUCUGCGUGUGUCCAUCCGGGACGGAUGGGAAACAGUGCGAGACUGCACCGGAGCGCUGCAUUGGCAACCCCUGCAUGCACGGGGGCAAAUGCAGGGACUUUGGUUCGGGGCUGAACUGCUCCUGCAGCGAAGGCUUUGCUGGCAUCGGCUGCCAGUACGAGUACGACGCUUGUCGCGACAAUGCUUGCAAGAACGGCGCCACCUGCACCAACAGCAUGUUCGGCUUCAAGUGCAUGUGCCCGCCUGGUUUCACCGGAAAAUACUGCGAGGAGGACGUGGUCGACUGCAAGGAGAACUCCUGCCCUCCCAGCGCCACAUGCAUUGAUCUCACCGGCAAGUUUUACUGCCAAUGCCCGUUCAAUCUCACCGGCGAGGACUGCAGGAAGACCAUCUCGGUCGACUACGAUCUGUACUUUAGCGAUCCAGGCCGUAGUUCCGCCUCUCAAGUGGUUCCCUUCUACACUGGAGCUUCGUCCAGCUUAACAAUCGCGAUGUGGGUGCAGUUCACGCAGAAGGACGAAAAUGGGAUUUUCUUCACCCUGUACGGCGUUAGCGCUAAGCAUGUGCCGACCAAUCGGCGCCCCAUCGUCCAGGCGCAUUCCAGUGGCGUGCAAGUGUCCAUUUUCCCCGACCUGCAGGACGUUUAUCUCAGCUAUCGGGACUACACGACCAUCAAUGACGCCCAAUGGCACCACAUCGCUGUGGUUUGGGACGGCGAGAACGGCGGGCAGCUGCAGCUGAUCACUGAGGGCCUGAUUGCUAGCAAAGUGGACGGAUAUGGCAGCGGCAGGAAAUUACCUGAAUAUGCCUGGGUAACUCUUGGAAAACCACAAUCUGGCAACCCGAAAGCCUACACCGAACUGGGAUUCCAAGGCCACCUCACCAAGGUGCAGGUCUGGAAACGGGCCCUGGAUGUGACCACUGAGGUCCAAAAGCAAGUGCGCGAUUGCCGCACUGAACCCGUUCUUUACCGCGACCUGAUCCUCACCUGGGCCGGAUACGAAGACACUGUUGGAGGCGUGGAAAGAAUGGUGCCUUCGCACUGCGGCCAACGCAUCUGCCCGCCCGGCUACACUGGCUCCAAAUGCCAGGAUUUGGAAGUGGACAAAAUUUCCCCUAAGGUGGACUACUGUCCAGGCGAUCUGUGGAUCAUCACCAAGAAUGGAUCGGCUUUGGUCGUGUGGGACGAGCCACACUUUACGGACAACGUGGGCGUGGUUUCUGUGCAAGAGAAGAGCGGGCACCGGCCAGGUCAGACUCUCCUAUGGGGCGUCUACCAGAUCGCCUACGUGGCCAGCGACGAGGCUGGAAACGCAGCCACAUGCACCUUCAAGGUAUCAGUGCUGAGCGAGUUCUGCCCAGAACUACCCGACCCAGUAGGCGGCUACCAAACCUGCAAAGACUGGGGCGCCGGAGGACAGUUCAAAGUAUGUGAGAUCGGCUGCAAUGCCGGCCUCAAGUUCUCCCAGGAAAUCCCCAAGUUCUACACCUGUGGAGCCGAAGGCUUCUGGAGGCCCAACUCGGACUCGGCUCUUCCUGUUGUCUACCCAGCGUGUUCUACGGCCAAACCCGCGCAGAGAGUGUUCAGGAUCAACAUGCUCUUCCCCAGCUCAGUGCUGUGCAAUGAGGCCGGCCAGGGCGUGCUGCGGCAGAAAGUGCGCAGCGCCGUCAACACCCUCAAUCGCGACUGGAACUUCUGUUCGUUCUCAGUGGAAGGAACCAGAGAAUGCAAAGAACUGAACAUCGACGUCAAGUGCGACCACAGAUCUGGACGGCAGGCCAGACAAGCCUCAGAUGAGGAGGACGAGAGCACUUACGUGAUCGACGCCAGUGUGCCGGUUGAAAAAACAGACAGACAAGGACGCCAAUCAGCGAGCGAUACGUACAACAUUGAAAUCGCUUUCCCGGCACUAAACGAUCCAGUGACGCACUCCAACACCAACGAACGCUCCACUGUAAAGGACCUCCUGGAAAAGCUGAUUCUGGAAGAGGGCCAGUUUGAUGUCCGCGACAUUCUGCCCAACACUGUGCCUGACCCGUCCUCCUUAGUUCUGCAGUCGGACUACGCUUGUCCGGCUGGCCAAGUGGUGGAAGCUCCCGAUUGCGUGCCUUGCUCCAUUGGGACGUUCUUCAACAAGGACACCAAGUCGUGCCUGCCAUGCCCGCAGGGCUCCUACCAAAGCGAGUCUGGGCAGUCGCAGUGCAUGGAAUGUCCAGUGAUAGCAGGAAGGCCAGGAGUGACUGUCAGCUCUGGAGCCAGAAGCGCUGCUGACUGCAAAGAACGCUGCCCUGCUGGCAAGUUCUACGACCACGAAGCGGGACUGUGCAGAUCCUGCGGCCAUGGCUUCUACCAACCAGAAGAGGGAGCCUUUGGAUGCCAGAUCUGCGGCUUGGGAAAAACCACUCGAACAAACGAAGCGGUGUCGGUGAAGGAGUGUCGAGACGAAUGCGCCAAUGGACAGCAGCUGGCGCAGGACGGACGUUGCGAGCCUUGUCCCAGAGGAACCUACCGAUCGCAGGGCGUUCAGGCGGCUUGUGUAGGCUGUCCCAUCGGUCGCACCACCCCCAAAAGUGGUGCAAUCACCAUUGAGGAGUGCUCGCUCCCGGUUUGCUCGGCAGGCAGCUACUUGAAUGGAACCCUCAACAGUUGCAUCCCUUGCAAAAGGGGCUUCUACCAGCCGGAAAGUCAACAAACCACCUGCAUUUCGUGUCCUCCCAAUACCAGCACGAAGGGCCCCGCAGCGAAAUCCAAGUCUGAGUGUACGAAUCCAUGCGAAAUGAAUGGACAAGAGAUGCAUUGCGACCCGAACGCCUACUGCCUGCUCAUUCCGGAGACCAGCGAUUUUAAGUGCGAGUGCAAACCCGGCUUUAAUGGCACCGGAAAAGAGUGCACCGAUUCCUGCGACGGUUACUGCGAGAACGAGGGCGUCUGCGUCAAGGAUGUGUCCGGCACGCCAUCCUGCAGAUGCAUCGGCAGCUUUACCGGCAAACACUGCAGCGAAAAAUCCGAGUUUGCCUACAUUGCGGGCGGAAUUGCCGCCUCUGUGAUCCUGAUCAUCUUUAUCGUGCUACUCAUCUGGAUGAUCUGUGCCAGAGCCUCCAAGCGCAAAGAACCAAAGAAACUGCUCAGCCCGGCAACGGACGCCAAUGGGUCCCAAGUCAACUUCUACUACGGCGCCCCGACGCCCUACGCAGAAUCGAUUGCUCCCUCUCAUCACUCCACUUACGCGCACUAUUACGACGAUGAGGAGGACGGCUGGGAGAUGCCCAACUUCUACAAUGAAACCUACAUGAAGGAGGGUCUGCAUAAUGGCAAAAUGAACAGCCUGGCCAGAAGCAAUGCCAGCCUGUACGGGACCAAAGACGACCUUUAUGACCGACUAAAACGACACGCGUAUCCCGGCAAAAAAGAAAAAAGCGACAGCGAUAGCGAGGUCGGCCAAUGAGAACAAAUCCACCAGCAAUCUGGUCAAAGAAAUGCUCAAAAGAAGCACCAAUGCUGUAGAUUUAGAUCAGGUCUACGCCUAGUCUAGGUAGUUAUUAAUUUAGGGGGAAAAUCUUUCGUAGUCUUCGGACUAUCAGACGUUUUUCCCCAAAUGCAAUCUGUACAUUGCAACGAAGCAUUUAGUCCAGUGGCGAAAACUCGACUGUUCACUUUUCGUCGCUGGACAGCUUUUAGAGUAAAACAAUGUAAAAAGUCUCGACUAUUUGAGUAGCUUAGUCAAACGUAAUUUGUAUUUAUUAAACAAUUGUACCUUCUUUUAAUUUUACCCAGAGAAUUUUUUAAGGCAGUUGGCUCUCAAGCUGUUGUGUAUUUUUAUGUAUAUCAAUAACUUAUAACAAUAUUAUAUAAUUAUGUUGAAAAUUUGCAAGAAUGAGUGAAUGUGCACGUACGAUUUAAGGUGUGACUGGCUGGGAUUUGAAUAAAGAAAUAUAUUUCCAAAA
Molecule: messenger RNA, 11443 nt
Organism: Dendroctonus ponderosae (mountain pine beetle)
Lineage: Eukaryota; Metazoa; Arthropoda; Insecta; Coleoptera; Curculionidae
Gene: uif
Exons: 40
Coding region: 220-10944 (3574 amino acids)
Biological process (GO): Notch signaling pathway
Molecular function (GO): calcium ion binding; Notch binding
Source: RefSeq, a predicted model, not a curated record